Molecule: messenger RNA, 1868 nt
Organism: Symsagittifera roscoffensis
Lineage: Eukaryota; Metazoa; Xenacoelomorpha; Acoela; Convolutidae
Product: ski oncogene-like
Exons: 3
Coding region: 131-1735 (534 amino acids)
Biological process (GO): negative regulation of transcription by RNA polymerase II; negative regulation of BMP signaling pathway
Cellular component (GO): transcription regulator complex; nucleus
Molecular function (GO): RNA polymerase II cis-regulatory region sequence-specific DNA binding; SMAD binding; DNA-binding transcription factor activity, RNA polymerase II-specific
Source: RefSeq, a predicted model, not a curated record
ACAACAACUUCUCUGAAAUAACAUUUUUUUCAUUCAUUUUAUUAAAAAAUCAGUUUAUUCAAGUGCAAUUUAUAUUCAUAUUUUUUUUACCGAGAGAUCUAAAAAUCAAAAUUAAGUGAUAAACUGAAAAAUGAAUAAAUUAUUAGAAGAAAAUGCUUCGAAUAUCAGCAACUCAUCUGAACAAUCGCCAUCGCCGCUGGUAAAGCCGGAGGAGUUGAAACCUUCAACUGAGGCCAAAACGUCGCCUGAAAUCCCGCUCGCCCAAAGCAACGCAAACUGUUCAAACGUUUCGCUUGUCAACCUCUUUGGAGAGCAAAUCGUAUCGAUGGAAAUUGACGCAACAAAACGUCUUUGCCUCGCUCAAAUUUCACACACACUGCUGAAAGAUUUCAGCUACAACGAAAUCCACAACAGAAGGGUAGCUCUCGGCAUUACCUGCAUUCAAUGUACCCCAGUACAACUCGAAGUGCUUCGACGUUCGGGGGCGAUGCCGAUUUCGUCUCGACGUUGCGGCAUGAUCACAUUCCGAGAAGCCGAGCGGCUUUGCAAGUCGUUUCUCUGCGAAAGUUACCCGCCGCCCAUUCCCGAGAACUUUCAGUUCAGAGUGUUCCACGCUUGUUCGUGGGGUUGCGAUGGAACUUUCCACCCGAGCCGAUAUAACUCGUCACGAGCCAAGUGCAUUCGCUGCGACAACUGCAGUGUAUUUUUCAGCCCAAAUAAAUUCAUAUUUCACAGUCACCGUGAGUCGAGUACAAAAUACAACCCCCCUGAUGCCGCCAACUUCAACUCGUGGCGACGACACAUUUUCCUCUCGGCUGAUCAUAGUUCGGACGAACAAAUCAGCCACGCGUGGGAGGACGUGAAAGCUAUGUUUAAUGGUGGAACCAGAAAAAGGUCAUCAACUAGUCAUAUUUCGGAGACAGGGAAUCCGCAAAUUCCUGCAAACAGUUCUCAAGUCAAGGCGUCCAAGCUCCAAAUGUUUUCGUCCAAUGAGAAUCCGAAAAAGGCGGGAUUUUCACCACUGGCUAAUAUGACGAUCUCUGGAAAACUGAAGCCAACAGCAGGAAUUGCGACAACAACUCAGACCUUUGCGCCCGUCAACUUAAGCGCAGCUUCAAAGUAUUCAAGUUUCCCGAGUUCAUUUGAAAACAUGCUGAAAACUUCCACUUUUGCGCCCCCAGUGGAUGAAAGGUUGAGUGAGUUUGUGGUGCCGCAAGGGGGAGCCAUGUACAACCCAAUGGCCACAGCGGCUGCUCUUUUGGGACCAGCGGCACUCAUGGUUCCCUGGCUGGCCCACCAGCCCACUGGCACAACUCCAGGCUUCCCAAUGAUUCCCGCAAUGGUGUCCAACUCCACAUGCGAUUUGAGACAACUGGGCGUCACUUUUGGACAGGGGACGAGAAGCACGCGAGACAUGGAGCAAGCUAAAGUUAAAUCGGCCAUAGGGAAAAGCGUGGAGGCCACUAGUCACAAAGCGGACAAUUUCUUUGCAACAAACCCAAAAAAUAAGAUAGACGGAAGCGACAGCAAAUUGUUGAACAGCCCAAUCCCAAUGACAAAAAGUUUUCCAGCAACGAACGCAUUUUUUGGAAACUCACACUCCUUUUCUCCCAGCAUGCUUGCUUCCUUCUACCAAAACUACCUGAUGGGAGCAGGAUCUACUGCGGAUGCUGCCAAAUCAGAGACAGAUCGAGUGGCAGCUACAAACGACAGCAGUUCACAAGACUGCAAUUAAGAAUCAUCAAUCAAAUAUGACCAUGAAUUUGUAGAAAAAAAUGCUUAAUACAAACUAACAAAUCUUUUGAACUUUUUUAUACAGAAAGCUGAAUUUGUUUAAGAGUGUAGUAAAAUUUGCUGUGUAAUUUAUC